AUGGAGGACUGCGUGUGGUCGGAUGCAUCCGUCACGAAGCCGGAGAAGGCGUUGAAGUACCGUUUAGCGAUCAUGCGUUACGUCCACCUGGGGAUCAUCUUCUGCUUUCAAACUCUGAGCACCCGAGCGGAGAGGCACUUUGGGGAGCUGCAGAACCUCCUCGACGAGCAAUGCCCCUCGUGCAGAUGCGAAGAGGGAAAGGCACCGCAUCCGGGCACUCGUUGCCGCAGCGACGAAUCGGGCUACAUCCCGCGCAUGCUGACGAGCGAGGAGAAGACGAAACUCGAGCUCCUAUGCAGCAUUUACGGGAGCGACAGACCACCCUAUUGGGUCCCGAUGGUGUGGGCGUGUCGCGUGGCGGAGGAGGCCAGGAGGGAAGGGCUCGUGGACACGAACCUGGGGCUUCAGAGCAUCAUCUCGGAGAUCCGUGGCGUCCGAACUCGACUCGGACAGUGCCGGGACAUCGAUAAUGUCAAUAUUCCCCUCGUCUACACCCAGGUGGUGACUAUAGCAUGUUACACGUGGUGGUUCCUGUCUCUGAUGGCGAGCCAGUUCAUAGAGCAGGACGGACUGGACAUUUAUUUCCCGGUUUUUCCGGUCAUGCAGCUGGUGUUCUUCAUGGGCUGGCUCAAGGUGGCCGAGAUGCUCAUCAACCCGUUCGGCGAGGACGAGGACGAUUUCGACGUCCAUUUCAUCAUCGAACGGAACAUCAAGAUGGCGGACUUGAUCGUUCGGGAAGUGGUGGCGAAUCUCCCGGACAUAAAGGCAUUCCACGAUGCUCCUGUCGAAGCAAUCAUCGACGAAUCUCAUAAAUAUGAAGCCUUGCCGAAUGGAUUCCUGAACCCUCCGCACACGCGAGUGCGUCUUCCAUCCGUUGAGUACCGACCCGAAUCCCAUCGCCAAGCGACCCAUGACAUUCGCGGGAGGACGUACGAAAAGUUUGUCUCCGUGCAACACAGAGACUCCAGCCCCUGGAUUCCGCGAACCGACGCAAGCGACGUCUCCGCGUGAUUCCUUUUUUAAUUAUUAUUAAUGUUAUCCGUUCUUCCCUCGUGUCGCUCGUGUUGUUGUUGAGACCCCGGAGGACCUUCAUAUCGAAGAAAAUCGGUCUGGGACCA
Darwinula stevensoni is the source of this 1118-nucleotide messenger RNA. The record is from the annotation of a GenBank genome assembly. Lineage: Eukaryota; Metazoa; Arthropoda; Ostracoda; Podocopida; Darwinulidae.